Molecule: messenger RNA, 2399 nt
Organism: Impatiens glandulifera
Lineage: Eukaryota; Viridiplantae; Streptophyta; Magnoliopsida; Ericales; Balsaminaceae
Product: TPR repeat-containing thioredoxin TTL1-like
Exons: 7
Coding region: 289-2178 (629 amino acids)
Cellular component (GO): cytoplasm
Molecular function (GO): protein binding
Source: RefSeq, a predicted model, not a curated record
UUCAGAGAUGAAAGAAAUAAAAUUAAUAUAAAAAAGAGCUGUCUCGUGAAGCAGGAGACAGUUGAUUAAUGGAAAAAAAAAAAUAACAAAGUUCAUUCUUUUUCUUCCUUCUCUCUUUGCCCAUCUCUGUAAAUCACGAGAUCCCCAUCUCUUUCUUUCUCAUAAAUGGUGUUCUUGUAGCUUCACCGGCCGCCAUUGUUGAGAAUAAUAGGCGGUGUAAGUAACAACUUAAAACCCUAAUUUAUAUUGAAUCCAUUCUUCAUUUCUUCGAUUAAAACGAAAACCCAAAUGUCACAUUCAAGGAAAUCAUCUAAAGUUCUAUGGUUAGACGAAAUCGCCGACAAAGAUGAUAACAAACCGGACUUCCGGGAACUGGAUCUUGGUUCACCGUUGUCGCCUCUACUCAACCGUCAGACCGCAAGCAGCAGUUCGAGCUCUUCCGGUUCGAUUUCAGAUCCAAAUGUACUUUCUCAAACACCAAACAGAUCCCACUCCGGCGAGAUCUCCGGCUCCGUUGACAGUUCCCCAAUAUCUCGCCGACCCAGAAUUAUAAACUCCGGCGCCACUUCCCCUGCAGUCAAUGUCCUUCCGACCGGUAAUAUUUGCCCGUCUGGAAGGGUAUUGAAGACGGGUAUGAUGAGUCAAACUUCAAAGACUGAUGUAUUGGGAACUGGAACAGGUCUUUAUGGCCAUGGAAGUAUAAUAAGAGGUGGGUCCGCCGUGAAAAUGGGUGCCGGAGAAAACCCACAUGUUGGAAACAGUCCUCACGGCGGCGAUACUGCAAAAUCAUCUGAAGCAGAAGAACUUAAAAGAGAAGGAAAUGUACAUUACAGAAAUGGUCAUUUAACAGAGGCAUUGAAUUUAUACGAUAAAGCGAUUUCAUUAUCGCCUAGAAAUCCAACUUACAGAUAUAACAAGGCGAUUGUCUUGACGAGUCUGAAUCGGCUAAACGAGGCGGCGAUUGAGCUUGAAGACGCCAUUAAAUUUGAUCCUGGUUAUUCUAAAGCUCAAUAUCGAUUAGGAUCUAUUCUUCUCCGAUUAGGGUAUGUUGAAAGUGCAAGAAAACACAUUUCUUCACCAGAAAUGAUGCAGAAAUUGCAGACAUUGGAAAUGCAUUUGAACAAAUGCAGCGAUGCUCGUAAAGUUGGGGAUUGGAAAUCUGCUUUGAAGGAAUGCGAUGCUGCAGUCGCAGCCGGGGCUGAUGCUUGUGCUCAGAUACGAGCAUUGAAAGCAGAAUCCUUUCUAAAGCUUCAACAACUAGACUAUGCUAGCGCUUGGUUACCUGAAAUCGUCAAUUUCAAUAGCUCUAAAACGCCCUCCAAAUUUUUCGGAAUGAUCGCAGAAGCUUAUUUCUAUUUCGUCCGAGCUGAGAUUGAAAUGGCUUUUGGAAGGUUUGAGAAUGCUAUAGUGGCAGUUGAGAAGGCGGGAAAAAUUGAUUUAAGAAACGUGGAGAUUUCGGUUCUUCUAACGAAUAUAAGAUUAGUAUCGGGGGCUCGAACACGAGGAAAUAAUCUAUUCAAAUCGGAAAGGUUUACAGAGGCUUGUGGUGCUUAUGGAGAAGGGCUUAAGCACGAUCCUUCCAAUUCAGUUCUUUAUUGUAACCGGGCAGCUUGUUGGUUUAAGCUCGGGUUGUGGCAAAGAUCGAUUGAGGAUUGCGAUCGAGCCCUUUCGAUUCAACCUAGUUACACUAAAGCCCUUCUUAGAAGAGCUGCUUCAUACUUCAAGGUAGAACAAUGGGAGGAAGCUGUCAAAGAUUAUGAAAUAUUGCAUGCGGAAUUCCCUCAGGACUGCGAAGUAUCGGAGUCGUUAUUACGUGCUCAAGUCGCGCUAAAGAAGUCCCGAGGAGAGGAUGAUCGGGUCAGAGAUGUUGAAGUCUCAUCUGGUCUCGACCAGUUUAGGGCUGCUAUUUCUUCACCUGGUGUUUCAAUAGUUCAUUUCAAGACGGAAUCAAAUCAGAACUGUCGGAAAAUUUCUCCAUUGUUCGAAACUCUUUCCGGGCAAUACCCAUUGGUAAAUUUUCUAAAGGUGGAUAUCGAAGAAACGAGGUCAAUCGCGAUCGCGGAGAAUGUGAGGAUAGUGCCGACAAUCAAGAUUUAUCGAAAUGGAUGCCGAAUUAAAGAAAUGAUAUGCCCCACUCCCGAGUUUUUGGAGUCGUCGGUUAAGCAUUAUAGUCGUUAAGAAUUGCUUGCAAUUGAAAGAAUAAAAUUCAUUAUUUUGAGGUUUUCCAUUUAUUCAUUCAUUCCUAAAUUGUCUUUUUCUUUUUCAACAUUUCAUUCUUCCUCCAUUUCAUUGUUUUAAGUUUUUCUUUUAUGGUAAUGAAGCAUUAGAUGAUCUUGUACAUAUAAUAUGGGAUUAUCAUCACGAUGUUCAUUAUAUAGAAAUUAGAAGACAUUGAGGAG